Molecule: messenger RNA, 1011 nt
Organism: Acanthosepion pharaonis
Lineage: Eukaryota; Metazoa; Mollusca; Cephalopoda; Sepiida; Sepiidae
Source: the annotation of a GenBank genome assembly
AUGGUAAUCCUCACAAGUCGUGGCGUCGGCUGCCAUAGUCAACCACACCAAUGUCAUCUUGGUGGUCACGAAUGGUUAUUUUUUAUACUACCGCUACAAUACCGUAAAUCGUUCCGUCAAGAAACCGACUCUCUCUUGUUGUGUAUAGGCAUUUGCUGUCUCUAUAACGCCAUUGCUACAAAUACACCGACAAACCCCUUCUACCUCGCCUAUUUAAUCAAUUGCCAACAACAUGGCGACUGUCCACCCCGGGUGGUAUCAGCGCUCGUUUUGCUGACGUCAUCUCUUCAUCUCUCUUUGCAGACGCCUUGGCCCUCAUCCCCUCACCCUCCCCCCCCAAAAAAAAACUCCGCCCAUCUGAACCGCCUUUCGUCCUUCCUUCACAGUACUUUCUUGCUUGAGCCGUAUCCUUCACCGACCGUUCCCUGUGAAGAUUCUUUCUCGCCACCCCCACUUACUAUCCAAACAUCAAUCAACCACUUCUAUCAAAGAUGCACUCGUUCUUUCUUUCUUUCUUUCUUUCUUUCUUUCUUUCUUUCUUCCAUUCUACUUUCCUUUGUUUGUUUGUUUCUUUCUUUCAUUCUUCCUUCCUUCCACUUCUUCCUUUCCUUUAUUUCUUCUUUCUUUCCUUUCUUUCUUUCUUUCUUUCUUUCUUUCUUUCUUUCAUUCACUGCAUACUCCCAUCCAAAUUCUUCUAAUACUUCUUUAUUCUUCCUCCUAAACUUUAAAGAUUUUUUCAUCUUCUUCUUCUUCUUUUUUCUUCUUCUUCUCAUUCAGUUUAUUACCAACCCCAUGCAAUCCAGGUACGUAGCGUUAUUGACCAAUAUUCGUCAUUCCAUUCCUUCUGACGUAAUCACCAGUGCUUCGCACGUCACAUGUUGUGCAUUGAUUAAACCAGACGUCAUCUUUCCCCUUCGAUUCUAUUUUCUUUCCUAUCGACUUUUACGGUUAACUCUUCUUUCAUUCCUCCCCUUUUUAUCCAUUCAACCAUCUAGGGUUUUUUUUUUUUAA